Molecule: messenger RNA, 805 nt
Organism: Salvia splendens (bonfire salvia)
Lineage: Eukaryota; Viridiplantae; Streptophyta; Magnoliopsida; Lamiales; Lamiaceae
Product: transcription initiation factor IIA subunit 2
Exons: 4
Coding region: 139-459 (106 amino acids)
Biological process (GO): transcription initiation at RNA polymerase II promoter
Cellular component (GO): transcription factor TFIIA complex
Source: RefSeq, a predicted model, not a curated record
AAUUCCUCUCCCUCUCAUUUUUCCUAUCUCGCACUCUCUCUCUCUCACGCGGAGAUUCUCUGUAAAGAUUUCUGGAUCGCCAACGAUCAAUCAAUCUGAAACACGGUGUGGGUGUAGUAGUACUGUUGUUGGAGAAGAAUGGCGACCUUCGAGCUAUAUCGGAGAUCAACGAUUGGAAUGUGUUUGACGGAAACUUUGGAUCAUAUGGUUUCUACCGGAGUUCUGAGCCCCGAACUCGCCAUUCAAGUUUUAAUUCAAUUCGACAAGUCAAUGACUGAAGCUCUAGAGACCGAGGUGAAGAACAAGGUUUCCAUUAAGGGACAUCUUCAUACCUACCGGUUCUGUGACAAUGUGUGGACUUUCAUUUUACAAAAUGCUCAGGUGAAAAGUGAGGAAGGCCAGGAAACUGUUGAUUGUCUCAAGAUUGUGGCCUGCGACUCAAAGUUACUAACUCAGUGAAAAGAUAGCUUUUUUGGUAGUUUUUGUUUGGAUCUGGGAGAAAGAAGAGAGGCUAUGAGAAAUUCUGGAGGCAAGUCCUUUCUGUUUAUAUUUGACAAAAGAUUAAUAGCGGAGGGGGAAGCAUCGGAAAAUUAACACGCAUAAGCUACUGUUGGUGGUGCCUUCUGAAUUCAUAUUUUUCACAUUCUGCCCCUUAAUUUUUACUUUCUGAAGGAUUACUUAGGCAGCAGAUUACUAGGCCAAUUUGAUUUAUUAAGUUCACGUGCUUAAUAUUAAAUCAUGACUGUAAAUCAACAAUUACACUAUCAAGUACCGACUUGGAAAUUAAUAUGUUGAUGGCGUGUAA